Messenger RNA from Lycium ferocissimum, 846 nucleotides. RefSeq lists its product as uncharacterized. The record is from RefSeq and is a predicted model, not a curated record. NCBI's taxonomy places the organism in Eukaryota, Viridiplantae, Streptophyta, Magnoliopsida, Solanales, Solanaceae. The coding region runs from base 1 to 846 and encodes 281 amino acids. Gene Ontology annotation, biological process: DNA integration. Gene Ontology annotation, molecular function: nucleic acid binding. The transcript has a single exon.
AUGGAUGUCAUAGGACCAAUUCAACUAGCUGCGUCAAACAAACACCAUUUCAUUUUGGUCGCCAUAGACUACUUCACCAAGUGGGUGGAAGCAGCAUCUUAUUCAUCGGUGACAAAGAAAGCGGUGACAGACUUUGUGCGCAACAACAUCAUAUGUCAAUUUGGCAUCCCAGAAUCAAUCAUAACAGACAAUGGGGCUAAUCUGAAUAGCCACUUGAUGAAAGACAUGUGUGCGCAGUUCCGAAUCACUCACCGAAAUUCAACCGCAUACCGACCACAAAUGAAUGGGGUUGUAGAAGCCGCCAACAAAAACAUCACGAAAAUCCUCCGAAUGAUGAUUGAUAACUACAAAGACUGGCAUGAACAAUUACUUUAUGCAUUACUGGGAUACUGCACUACUAUCAGGACUUCAACUGGAGCCACUCUGUACCUGCUGGUGUAUGGUACUGAAGCAGUAAUACCAACCGAAGUAGAAAUCCCUUCACUUCGAAUAAUACAAGAAGCUGAGUUGUACGAUGCGGAAUGGAUCCUCAAGAGGUAUGAGAAACUGGCUCUGAUAGAUGAAAAGAAGAUGAUUGUUGUUUGCCAUGGUCAACUAUACCAACAAAGGAUGGCGCGAGCUUUCAACAAACAUGUGAGAACUAGGUUGUUUCAAAUCGGGAAAUUGGUGCUCACAAGAAUAUUCCCUAAUCAAGAAGAAUACAAAGGAAAGUUCGCACCAAAUUGGCAAGGCCCCUAUAUGGUACGAAAGGUACUAUCAGGAGGAGUUGUAGUGCUUGCUAAAAUGGAUGGUCAAGAGUGGCCAAGAGCAAUAAAUUCAGAUGCCAUCAAGAGACACUACGUGUGA